Molecule: messenger RNA, 2876 nt
Organism: Malaya genurostris
Lineage: Eukaryota; Metazoa; Arthropoda; Insecta; Diptera; Culicidae
Gene: meng
Product: serine/threonine-protein kinase meng-po
Exons: 3
Coding region: 911-2326 (471 amino acids)
Biological process (GO): peptidyl-serine phosphorylation; peptidyl-threonine phosphorylation
Molecular function (GO): ATP binding; protein serine/threonine kinase activity
Source: RefSeq, a predicted model, not a curated record
ACUGUCGUCGAGUCCGAAAGCUUCUGACUCCUUGCUGAGUUUCCGUUUUCUGUUUGAGUUUCCUCAGUUUGUUAUUGUGAGGUGCACAUUAGAAAUUUCCACCGACGCUUGAUAGAACAAGACACAUACGCUUAAGUCGCAUUGUUCACUUUCGGCAGUGAAGCUUUUUGUCUCGCAUCGUAGCAGCUUGUCAGCGGUUGUUUAUUUGAAGCGACCGUCGUCGUUGUCAACGGAGUAAUUGAAUCAAAACUACUGCAGAUCGCAGUACCGCAUCCCAACCUGAGGAAGUACCAAUUAAUAUCCUGAGCUGAUGGCCGUUGGUAGAAAUACCACCAGGGAAAUGACACUCGGGGCUGUAAUGUAACGUAGCAAAGGCGGUACAUGGAUAUCAGCAGUGCUCGUUUGAAUGAGGGAGGUGAAGUGAAAUUCAACCAAGCGAACCACGUGAAAAUGUAACUUUUUAAAUGCUGUUGAAUGUAUUAAAAGGGGGUUUUGUUGGAAAACCAUCGGAAGGUAGAAGUAUAACGAAGUUUUUUUCCGAUUGCAAAGUGGUUUGGUGAAAUCCCGAUGAAUAUAACAAUCGGCGUGAAAAUUUGUGUAAAAGGACUUUGACUAAUUUUCUCUAGUGUUGCUGAAGAUGUCAGUUAUUUUGUCUGAAAAAAUGUUUAAAAGUGCUAAGAAAAAUUUCAUUGAUGUUUUAUACAAGGGAAAUUUUGUAGGAAUUUCCUAUUCAUACUAGCCUCUUGGCGAAAGAAUUUGUGCUCAAUUGUGUCUCGUGAACGCUGUUUAUUUGUAGUGCAGUUUUUUUUAUUGGAUAAACAUACCGGAGAAGCGAGUGAAUACUCAACCCAAGAAGAAGGGCUUCCAAAACGCCAAUUAGCAGUACUUGCCAGUUAUAUUUUUACUUUAGAUGAAAAAUAUACCGAGAACCAUCGUGAUGAAACUAUCCGAGAGCAAAUCCGACACAUCAAUAAUAACCAACCUGUACAAAUCGAUCAACCACAACUACCGAAGGCUGUCCAACACGAGUAGCGUGUUGCACCGUAUUCCGGAAAUGGACAUAGCCUUCAUGAACAUCAGCGAUGAAUACGACAUCGAGAAAACCAUCGCAGAAGGUUGUUUUGCGAAGGUCUACCUAGCUCACCACCGACCAACCGGGACCACUGUUGUGCUCAAAGCAAUACACACGGAACUAACUACCCUGAAAGAAUUUAUCAAAGAAUUUCACUACAACUAUCAGCUCAGUCAUCAUCCAAACAUUCUUAGCUGCUAUCAAGUUAAAUUCCAGACAAACGAAUAUUACGUCUAUGCUCAAGAACACGCACCGUUCGGAGAUUUGGCAGCGAAUGUCGGUGCCAAUGGGCUGCAGGAGUCAAGUUGCAAAAAGAUUGCAGAGCAACUUAGUUCCGCACUGGGAUUCAUGCACCUGAAAAUGCUGGUACACCGUGACCUGAAGCUGGAGAACAUUCUAGUGUUUACACCGGAUUUCUCUCGCAUUAAGCUGUGCGAUUUUGGAACGACCACCCGCGAAGGCAUACUAGUCAGUAAGAACAAUAAAACAUGGAUAUCAUUCCUACCACCAGAAGUAUUAGAGGUUGUGAAAAACGAGCGGUUUAUAUGCAAAUCAUCGGCUGACUCGUGGCAAUUUGGUAUCAUACUCUACGUCUGUCUGAUAGGUUCGACACCGUGGAAAUCGGCUGAUUGGGUUCGUGAUCCCAAAUAUUCCGGCUUUAUGAAGUACCAGAAACGUGAAACUACCAAAAUUCCGGAUAAUUUCCGACGAUUUACUCCUCGUCUGUUGCGAGCAUUCCGGCGAAUCUUUGAUCACAACGAGGAGGAUCGCGCCAAAGUGAGUGAUAUUAUGAAAUACAUGAAGAAUAAAUGGCUGGACAAUAAGAUAACCACUUCCAAGUCCACGUCGAAUAUUGCAAGCAAUAUCCUACAGCAACCGUCUUCCGAUCAGGACUCAAUCAAAUACAUCAACCACCGGGAAAGUCGCAAUUCGUUCGAUGGCCGUUUGCGUGCCCGAAGAAUGACCAGUGUCGGAGGAUUGACACCGGAACCGACGCCAACGUUCGGUGCCGACCAGGACACGGUUCGUAACAAAGUUCUCGAAUGGCUCGAAACAAACGACCUCAAUCGACAGGACAGCAUGGAUGAUGUGGUGGAUUUUUCAUUCUGGAACAAAAACGAUUCAAAGUCCUAUCACUACUCAAAGCGUGAAUCUAUAAUCGGAUCGACUUCAGUGACGACCUCUACGACACUAACGACGUCCAGUUUGACGAGGGAGGCUAGCAGCGUACGCAGCCGGCAUCGCUUUAAGUAGAUUAGUGCGAACCCUCAUUGCCGUUCAAUGUAAGUCAACUGACCAUAGGUCAGUCCCCAUUAGCUAGUUAGUACAUCUGGAAGUGCAGCACAAGACCGAAUAAAACUAAAUCCUCCCUUUUCCCCGCCACUUCUGCGUCUGUUGACCGGAGAAACAUAGAUAGUACAUGUGAUUACAUUAAUUAUGUGUGUGAUACAAUGGAGAACAUAACCAAAGCCAGCAAAUAAGCGUAGAUGGUACAACAGAGAAAACAUAGUUUGUUAGACUUUUAGCAGGUGAUAGCAAGUUUAGGAGAAUACAUAUUUAUAGAUGAUGACUUGGAAGGGCUGUUUGCGAUUGUAAGUAAAAAGAUCGUAAUGUUGAACAUUUAAUAAUUGUUUCCAUUCAAUGUUAUGUUAAUAUACAUCUGGAGAGCGAUAACCCUGUAAUGUAUUAGAAAACAUUUGUAAACGUCUUUGAAAUAGAUUUAGUACAAUCUAGAUUUUGAUGCGAUGAAACUAGAAGUUUAUGAAUAAAAAAAUCAGAAAUCAGUUCGAUCAUCAUAAGAACA